UAUCACUGUGCAGACUGUCAAGAGCGAGUGUCUGCAGAAAAAUUGGUUCGACUCAGGCAAUUACCAGCCUGCGUGAUUAUUUCCCUGAAGCGCAUGGCAUAUGAUAUGGAAAGCCAGCAGCGAAUCAAGAUUCACCAGCGCUGUGAGUUUCCUCUCGACCUCGACUUACGACCAUACAUGUCUGAUGCAGCAAUUUCAGCCGCCGAGUUGUAUAGGCUCACCGGAGUGGUGGUACACUCUGGCUCAGCUCAGUCUGGGCAUUAUUAUGCGUUUGCUCAGCAGCGCGAUUCUUCCCAGUGGCUGCGCCUUGACGAUCGUCAGGUUACGCCAGUGAGCACAGACGUUCUCUUGGAGCAAAGCUAUGGUGGGGUCAAGCGAGUUGAUGCUGAUGCGUCAGUCUCCUCGUACCUUAACGCAAACGAGAUGAAAGCCUAUUCAGCCUACCUGCUCGUCUACGAGCGUGUUGAGCCC
This is a messenger RNA of Monosiga brevicollis MX1, 471 nucleotides long. RefSeq lists its product as uncharacterized. Gene Ontology annotation, cellular component: nucleus; cytosol. The annotation marks the transcript as partial. The record is from RefSeq and is a predicted model, not a curated record. Gene Ontology annotation, biological process: protein deubiquitination. Gene Ontology annotation, molecular function: cysteine-type endopeptidase activity; cysteine-type deubiquitinase activity. The transcript has a single exon. Lineage: Eukaryota; Choanoflagellata; Craspedida; Salpingoecidae.